Poecilia latipinna (sailfin molly) is the source of this 1101-nucleotide messenger RNA. RefSeq names its product ras-related protein Rab-32. The record is from RefSeq and is a predicted model, not a curated record. Gene Ontology annotation, molecular function: GTPase activity; GTP binding. Gene Ontology annotation, biological process: phagosome-lysosome fusion; endosome to lysosome transport. The coding region runs from base 181 to 822 and encodes 213 amino acids. Gene Ontology annotation, cellular component: trans-Golgi network; lysosome; late endosome. NCBI's taxonomy places the organism in Eukaryota, Metazoa, Chordata, Actinopteri, Cyprinodontiformes, Poeciliidae. The transcript has 3 exons.
AGAAGAAGGAAGGAAGGAGGAGGAGAAAAACGGAGAAUUAGAAAAUAGUGGAAAAGGAGGGACGGAGGUGGGGGGACUCCCUGACCGGCCCAGCUCUCUGACCUGCCCAGUUCUCCUCGGCUCCUGUCAGCGUGAAAGCAGAAGUUGCUUAAAGUUUCGCUAACAGCUUUCAGUCUCAGCAUGGCCGGAGGCUCGGUGUCAGAGUGUAAGGAGUAUCUCUUCAAAGUGCUGGUCAUCGGGGAAUUGGGAGUGGGGAAGACCAGCAUCAUCAAACGCUAUGUCCACCAGCUUUUCUCCCAGCACUACAGGGCGACGAUCGGAGUCGACUUCGCUCUAAAAGUCAUCAACUGGGACAGCAAAACGCUGGUUCGUCUGCAGCUGUGGGACAUAGCAGGGCAGGAGCGAUUCGGAAACAUGACGCGGGUGUACUACAAGGAAGCCGUCGGGGCAUUUGUUGUGUUUGACGUGACGAGGGGCGCCACGUUUGAAGCCGUGUCUAAAUGGAAGCACGACCUGGACAGCAAAGUGAAGCUGGCUAAUGGCAACCCCAUCCCCGCAGUGCUCCUCGCCAAUAAAUGUGACCAGAAGAAAGACAGCGUCAACAAUUCAACACUAAUGGACAAUUUCUGCAAAGAGACAGGCUUUCUGGGCUGGUUUGAGACAUCAGCUAAGGACAACAUCAACGUAGACGAGGCGGCUCGUUUCUUGGUAGAGAACAUCCUGGCGAACGAUAAAGGUUUGCCGUAUGAGGAGAGCAACGGAGACCGGAUCAAACUGGACCAGGAGACUGUAGCUGCUGAGAGCAAGUCAGGCUGCUGCUAACACUCAAUCCACUCACAUUAACCAUCCGCCUCCCUCUGGUGGGGUCCAGUGAGUUCACCCAGCCUGUGGCUCCAGCUCCCUGAUGCAACCUUGGAGACAAAUAUGAUUUUUUUUUUUCUUUUUUGUCUCUUCAAAGCUUCAGGAACUUCUUACAUUGAUGCCAAUUUGACCUGUGCAUCCAAGAUUCUCAUUACUCACUCUUAUUUUUGAUCUUGCCUCAAAGGUUUUCUACUGCGUUUACUUUGCAUUUGGGGGAUUUUUUUUUUUUUUUUUUUUUUU